UUGCUCGCUCGGAAAGGGGUUUCUGGAGCCCUGAGGCGGCCCCGGGAGGCCGGGAAAGUCAGUCGGCUUUCCUCUUUAAUUACUUACACCUCCCUCUGGGCGCCGACAUUUUGGGCAGCGGGGGUAGCGUCACUUCCACCCGGGGGGCCCCUCAACUUCCGCCUCGGCUCCCUUCUACCCCUCACUCCCCCUUCCUCCCGCCUUCUUGGCUUCCCUCCUCCCCGCCGCCCUCCCUUCUCCCUCUUUCCCGUCCCUUUCCCAGCUGCUGGAGGGUAGAGAAGCCGGGGCGGCGCCAUCUUGGGUGAGGGCAUGGGGAAGGGGCGGGGCUUAAGGCGACCCUCGGCGCCAUACAGACUAAGGGCAACAAGCUACGAGCGCUCGGCCUCAUCCCGGCGUUGUCGACGCUGGUGGGUGUUAACAAAGAUGAGGGCAGAUUUGAUUCCCUCGUCGCAGCCUCAGGCUUCUCCUGGGUAGGACGUCGAGUUGCAUCAGGAAAAGACAGACAUUGAAGUUCGCCGCCUGCGACGGAGACAGGAGGAAAGAGCGGGCUCCAUCUUGUGCUUUAGUCUUCCAGUGGGUUUUGAAGCCCAUCGGGCGCCAUGUUAACUACGGGAACCCGUCGCCAUUUUCGCCCUUCUCCUCCUUUUGCCCGGCUCCAGUGCCCAGACCCAAGCCCCCCACUGCUCAAUGGACACCCCCAGCCCAGACCCGUGGCCUUCGCCUUUGCCUGAGGAAGAAGAGAAACCUCUGGCUUUAUCUCCUCCUGUUCCCCGGGGCCGUCGAGGCCGAAGUCUUGGGGGGGCCACCUCCUCCAGCCGGACGCUCAAGGCCUCCCUCCCGCGCAAGCGGGGCCGCCCAGCCAAGUCAGAGCAGGAGCCCCCCCUGACACAGGGGGUGAGCGCCCCGGUGGGCAGCGGCGAUGGCAGUGACCUCCUGCUGAUCGAUGAUCAGGGUGUGCCCUACACGGUCUCCGAAGGGUCAGUGGCUGGUGGGCCCGAGAGCUCCAGCCCCGGCCCUAAGAAGGCGCCGCACUUCUGCCCGGUGUGCCUUCGGGCCUUCCCCUACCUCUCCGACCUGGAGCGUCACAGCAUCUCACACUCAGAGCUGAAGCCGCACGAGUGCAAGGAUUGCGGCAAGACCUUCAAGCGGUCCAGCCACCUGCGGCGGCACUGCAACAUCCAUGCGGGCCUGCGGCCCUUCCGCUGCCCGCUCUGCCCCCGCCGCUUCCGAGAGGCGGGCGAGCUGGCCCACCACCACCGCGUCCACUCCGGCGAGCGCCCCUACCAGUGCACGGUGUGCCGGCUGCGCUUCAUGGAGACCAACACGCUCCGGCGCCACGCCAAACGCAAGCACCCCGAGGCCAUGGGGGCACCUCUGUGUCCUCCGGACCCAGAGCCUGAAGCGCCGUGGGACGACGACGGUAUCCCGGCCACGGCAGGGGCCGAUGACGAGGAGGAAGAGCUGGAGGGGAAAGAGCUGGCCUGACCCACACCCCGGGCCACCGCUCCCCCGGCCAGGCUUAGAGCUGGGCGUGCCCCGGGUGCGGGGCCUGGGCAGUGAGGCCGGGACACCUUGUCUGGUGGUCUUCCCGUUCUGGGAGUGGGCUGAGGGUGCAGACCUCAGCUUCUGGGUCCUGCUGCCUUCUACCACCCUCCCGCGGACUGACAGGCCUGUGGAGGCAGGGGCUGUGGAAAUAAAUCUCUGCCUACUGCCCA
Odocoileus virginianus texanus is the source of this 1715-nucleotide messenger RNA. It is a transcript of the gene ZNF524, whose product is annotated as zinc finger protein 524. The record is from RefSeq and is a predicted model, not a curated record. Gene Ontology annotation, cellular component: nucleus. Gene Ontology annotation, biological process: regulation of gene expression. Lineage: Eukaryota; Metazoa; Chordata; Mammalia; Artiodactyla; Cervidae.